AUGCGCAGUCCCGAUACCAGCUUUGUCAUGAUGCCAUCCACCAUUUUAUUGGUUAGCCUAUUUUGCGUGACCUCUGUUCUCUCUGCCCCUGCUCUCCAAGUAAUAGGUUUGCGAGGAUCUGUAGAUGAUGCCAGCGAACGUUGCAAACGCUCAGCUGAUGUCUUCGGUUACUACUACACAGAAAUUAAUUUGUCCGAAUACGGACGCACAACAGACGAAGUUAAAAAUGAGGUCAAAUUGGCUAUGAUUAAAAAGACUGUUGAGAACAGUGACAGCGAAUAUGUCCUCAUUCUCGAUAGUCACUUGUCCGUUCUUCUCGGCCAACCCAAUGAUCUGCUCCAAGCCGCAGAUAAUCUCAAAGCCGAUUAUAUCUAUAUUGCUGGGGAUGCAAAACUAGGCGAUGAGGACCCGAAACCGGAAUCUAUAUUCCACGGUCUUUUUGCCCGAACAAAACUCCUCAAUGAAGCCAUUCCAAAACCUCCUUCGGUUCUCAGUGAAGACUACGUUCAAUCAUACCUAGAUGCAAUAAGGGCGAAAAAGGGAACAACUUUGAUGGAUACCUCCUCGGCCUUUUUCCAACAGAUCUAUAAUAAUGCAUCAAACAUUCAAAUUCGAUUCGAACACGAUCGUGGUUAUCUUCAAAAUAUCCUUACAGAUACUGUUCCAGUAGUCGCAGUUGCGAAUAAUGAUCAUGAAGCCAAGAGAAGACUAAACAGUUUGAGCAACUAUCUGACACGUUCCUGGUCUCCUGAAACUAGCUGUCAAGCAUGUGACGAGGAUAAAAUCGAUUUGGAUAAACUGAAGCCAUCAGAGUACCCUGUGGUGAUGCUCAGUGUCUUCAUCGUUAGACCAACACCAUUCCUUCAACCCUUUUUCGAUCGACUUUCAAAGCUUGACUAUCCUAAGAACAGAAUUCAUCUCACAACAUUCUGCGCAAUUUCAGAGCACCAAAAGCUUGUUGACGAAUUCAUUGAUAAACACGGUUCAGAGUACAUAUCGGUUACAGAACUCAACCCUACCGAUCACAAAGACCAAGAUCAGGCCUUCCUACAUGCUGCUGCCCUAUGUCUUGAUAAACCAGACUGUGCUAAUCUCUUCUAUGUGGAAGGGACAGUCCAAUUCACCUGGCCAGGAACGCUCAAGCAUCUUGUUUCAACAAAUCGUAGCAUAGUUGCGCCUCUUAUGACUCGCUAUAACGUUUUCUGGUCAACUUUCUGGGGCGACAUUGCUGAAGACGGGUCUUAUAAAAGAUCGGAUGAUUAUUUUGAAAUCGUUGAACGUCGCAAACGUGGGCUUUGGAAGGUUCCAUUGGUCGGAUCUACAUUCAUUCUAAGUCGAUGGGCUCUCUCAGAAAUUUCCAGUGAUUACCUCGAGGAAGCCUUCUUUUAUCUUUCACUUACAUCUACCACAACCAAGAAAAAUGUCUUUAUGUAUGUUGACAAUCGAGAACAGUUUGGGCGUCUCACAAACCCUACCUCAUAUUCACUAACUCAUUUACACAAUGACCUAUGGCAGCUUUUUGACAACCCCGUAGUAAGUGUUCAUUCAAACAAAAAUAGAUAG
This is a messenger RNA of Rodentolepis nana, 1563 nucleotides long. NCBI's taxonomy places the organism in Eukaryota, Metazoa, Platyhelminthes, Cestoda, Cyclophyllidea, Hymenolepididae. The record is from the annotation of a GenBank genome assembly.